Messenger RNA from Drosophila suzukii, 1199 nucleotides. RefSeq lists its product as uncharacterized. The record is from RefSeq and is a predicted model, not a curated record. NCBI's taxonomy places the organism in Eukaryota, Metazoa, Arthropoda, Insecta, Diptera, Drosophilidae.
CAUGCCAUUUUGCUCCUCACUCGAUUCCUGAUCGCUGGCCGGGCGCGAUCUCCAUUCCAAUUGUAUUGUUUUCCAACCUAAAAAAAAUUCCUAUUUAUCGAUUUUCCAUUUGAUUUCGCUGAUUCGAUCGUUUUGCGGCCCAAUAAAAUUAAAAUCGUAAACUCGUUAGCCAUUUAUUCCGCCGUAAAGUUUCUCCAUGGCCGCCGCGAAAGCCUCAAAUCGCCAGUCGGAGCCGAAAUUCCCGGUGGCGAUGCCGCGAGGAGCGGUCACGUUGAAUCCCAAUCCGGCAGUGCCCAAAUCGCCGGACGGAAUCACCGCAUUGGCCAGGAAGAGCAUUACGUCCAUGUCGGACGAAGAGAUCAUCCAGGAGAACCUCAACGAGAUCCUCGAACUCAAGUCGCGCGAGGAACGAAAAGCCAAUGGACGUCUAGUGGCUGUUAUCGUCUGUUUUUUGGUGCUCUUCCUGGCCGUCUACCACGCCUGCGUCCGGAAGUCGGAGAACUCGCUGGCCGGCGUCCUUGUCCCGGCGGGCAUCAUGCUCUCCUACGGCGCCUGGGUGGCCGUCCUGGCCAAAAGGGACAAGCAUCGGCGGGCCAUGUUUGAGCGGCACAUCGAGGAGGUGGCCCUGAAGAACAAGAUCGAGCUGGAGGAGAAGCAUGCCCGCCAUGCCAAGCAUUCGCAUUCGCAUCAUGGUCAUGGUCACUCUGGCACGGAUUCCACGGGCAGUGCCUCCAGCACAUUGCACUACGUGAACGAACUGCUCCCGAAUGGGGAGCACCGCAAGAAGCAGCGACGCCAUGGGCACAAGAAGCGCUCCGGCGAUCGGGAGGAUCAUCAGCAGAGCCUGGAGGUCGGAGUGCAUCGAGGGACGCCCAAGAGACCGAGCUUCCGGCAGAAGCUCUUUGGCCAGACCAUCGCCCAUGUGAAGCUGGUGGAGGCCCAGAGCGACAGCACGGACUCGGCGGGCGGUCCGGGUCCGGGUUCGAAACCACCCAGGGGUACGAGUUCAAAACCCACUGGCGGCCAAAAUCCCAAUUCCAAUCCCAAUCCCGGCGAGAAACGCCCCCGGCUACAGCCGCAGGUGGUGCGAGUCAGCUCGGUGCCAUAAGAGAGAUAUAUGGGCACUUUUGUUUUGGGGUCGCCGAGGGGAUGGCCUCGCUAUUGUAUCGAAUAAAUAAAUGUAUUAUAAAAAAUAUAAA